AUGAAUAUCGUCGUCGACGUGAUGCAGCGCGAGAUCCAAAAUGAAGAAAAGCGGAUGAAGAAAGUGGAAGACGACACGGCGGCAUCAACAGGUGAAGCACAAAAGAAGAUCGAGGAAGGACAUAAACAAACUGAAUUAAACAUUAAAAUAAUGAAAGAAAUUGAUGAAGAAAAAAAGUACGUGGAAAACAAAGAAAAUCCGAAUUAG
Molecule: messenger RNA, 207 nt
Organism: Didymodactylos carnosus
Lineage: Eukaryota; Metazoa; Rotifera; Eurotatoria; Philodinida; Philodinidae
Source: the annotation of a GenBank genome assembly